ACCGUGUCGGUUCAUUUUUCACUCAACCGUCACAACUUCCAAUCGAUCGAAACCGCACGAGACAACAGCACAGCAGCUAGCAAUACGCGAGAACCGCAACCAAGUCCCAAGCCAGCAGACAACCAAGCAACCAACGGCACACAAGCCAUCAUGCCACAGAAGGGCGAGAUCAAAGGGCAGUCGCAGCAGACUGAGUCUGCGGCCAAGCAGUACUAUGAGCAGGCCAAGGACACGGUCGUCGACAAGUACGAGAAGGCCAAGGACUGGAUGCAGCAAGACUCCUCUGACAAGAGCACCGGCGAGGAGCUGAAGCAGAAGGCGCAGGAAGCCAAGGACACGACGCAGCAGAAGGUGCAGGAAGCCAAGCAAACGGCCGAGGAAAAGGCCCGGGAGGCCAAGGAGAAGGUGAACGAGGAGUGGUCCAAGCGCGAGCGCGAGGCGAAGAAGGAGGAGGCCGGCGAGCACGCCAAGGAGACGGAGUCGGCCAUCGGGUCCACGCUCAGCAGCGCGUACGACCAGGCCGCGGAGAUGACCAAGGCCGCCAAGGACUAUGUCGUGGACACGUUCAAGAGCAAGACGACCUCGGACGAGGACGAGCAGCAGAAGGCGGAGAACCGCGCAGACAACGCGCGCAUCGACAUGAAGCAGGCCGGGCAGAAGUUUGGCGAGGAGGUCAAGCAAGGCACGGACCGCGCUGGCGAAUCUGCCAGGAAGGGCGCGGAGGCAUCCCACGACUACGCCAAGAAGACCCUUUCAAGCAACUAACUGAGCAGCUGCCGUCGCAGCGUUGUGGGCGCACAACGUGCGUGCCGUGCUGCGAUGUGCGUGCGAUACCCAUGGCUGUUGCUUCUUCUUCUCCUUCUUCUCCUUCUUCUGCUUCUUCUCCUCGUUGAUGUUGCUUUCUUCACUUCUUCCAUACAACCCUCGUUGCCUGCCUGCGUGCUUGCAUGCCUGCCUGUUUGUUCCUCUUGUUCCUCUGAUGCUGGUGAUGUCUGUUGACAUAACUCUGAUGUGAUGCUGUGGUGCUGUGAUGAUGGUGUGAUGGUUGACAUGGGUGUGAUGUGACGCUCGUGUGCGCGGUGCAAGGGUUCUUUUCGUUGCUGCUUUUGUGUUUGUGUUUGUGUUUGCGCUGCCCGUGGAAUGUUUGUGCAUGUUUUCCAUAAAUCGUCCCAACUGC
This is a messenger RNA of Salpingoeca rosetta, 1177 nucleotides long. RefSeq lists its product as uncharacterized. The transcript is spliced from 2 exons. The record is from RefSeq and is a predicted model, not a curated record. NCBI's taxonomy places the organism in Eukaryota, Choanoflagellata, Craspedida, Salpingoecidae. The coding region runs from base 151 to 765 and encodes 204 amino acids.